Messenger RNA from Castor canadensis (American beaver), 804 nucleotides. The record is from RefSeq and is a predicted model, not a curated record. NCBI's taxonomy places the organism in Eukaryota, Metazoa, Chordata, Mammalia, Rodentia, Castoridae.
AUGGAGGCCGCCCCUCCAGUUAGAUCCAGCCUCUUUGGGGUUCUGCUGCAGGUCGGGAGGCUUUCAGUGCUGCUGGCUCAGAACCGUGUACACCUGUACAGCUUCUUACUUCUAAAGAUCUCCAUCUUCCGGAAUUGGGUGUCAGGGCUGGCACAGGAGGCCCGGGGCUCCAGCAGCACACAAGCCAACCUGCCCCCGGGAGUCAGCACAUGUCUCCUGGGCCAGGCUCUGCAAGCGGGAUGGUCACUGCUAUGGAUCCCUGCAUGGCUGCUGCUGUAUGGACCCAGGCUGAUGUGGGCAGCAGGGCUGGGCUGUGCCCGGACCCUGGGCCUGGGCCUGCAACGCCUAGGUGCUUCCAAACAGCUGUGCAUGACUGUGGCCACCUGGAGGGAUCUGCUUCUAUCCUGUCUGCACAGCCUGAUGCUGGUGGCCCUGCUGCUGCUCCUGCUGACCUGGAGGCUAGCCCAGAAGGCCCAUCGCUUCAGCCUGGGUUGGAUGCCCUGCCAGGUCCUGCUGGAGAGUCGCAUGGUGCUGGAGCCCCUGAUGCUGGUGAGGCAUCUCUACUGGUGGGUGGAGCACACAACGACGCUGGCCUCCUGGCACCUGGUCUAUCUUAUCACUUGGACCGCCUGCCUUGCCUCCCACCUGCUGCAGGCCGCCUUCGAGCACACAGCCCAGCUGGCUCAGUCCCAGGAGGCUGAACCCCUGGAGGCCUCAGGGCCCUUGCCUGAGUCCCCACUCCCUGAAUCUUCCACCCCUAAGGCUGGGCCCAUUCCACCAGAGCCUGGAACUCCCAGAGAAUAA